GGGGAGGCGGGGGAGACACGAAGCUGCUCCCAGAAUACCCAGACCAAGCGGGCAGAGGAGGUACGAAACAACGUCGACAUCAGCGGACACGCAGCCCAUAUCCACCAGGAUGUAGAACCAAACCAGCAAGAGCAGUCCGUGGUCAAAAUGAAGGAGCUGAAGGGCUGCGGUAUGCGCUGUUCAGUGGGCUUUCUGUCCCGCAGAGAGCUGACCGGACAGCCGCUCAUGAAGGAUGAAUUCCAGAGACGGAGGCUGGCAGGCUGCACCAGCCUCUACAAGAAAAAUUUGGAGGGCCAUUUUGGCUGCGUCAACGCCAUUGAGUUCUCCAACAACGGCGGAGAAUAUCUGGUGUCUGGAGGAGAUGACCGGCGUGUGCUUCUGUGGGAUAUCGAGAAAGCCAUCCACUCCCAUUCCAAGCCAGUGAAACUGAAGGGCGAGCAUCUCUCCAACAUCUUCUGCCUCGCCUUCGACAGCUCAAACUCAAAAGUCUUCUCCGGCGGAAACGACGAACAGGUGAUUCUUCAUGAUGUGGAGAGUCAGGAAACUCUGAACGUGUUCCUGCAUAUAGACGCUGUGUACAGCUUGUCCGUCAGCCCCGUCAACGACAGCAUAUUUGCGAGCUCGUCCGACGACGGCCGCGUUCUGAUCUGGGACACCCGGGAGCCGUCGCACGGAGAGCCGUUCUGCCUGGCUAGUUACCCUUCAGCCUUUCACAGUGUGAUGUUCAACCCUGUGGAGCCUCGGCUGCUGGCCACGGCCAACUCAAAGGAAGGAGUUGGACUGUGGGACAUUCGUAAACCACGCAGCUCUCUGCUGCGCUACGGCGGCAGCAUGUCCCUGCAGAGCGCCAUGAGCGUCCGCUUCAACAGCACGGGCACGCAGCUCCUGGCCCUGCGGCGCCGCCUGCCGCCCGUCCUCUACGAGCUGCACUCCCGCCUGCCCAGCUUCCAGUUCGACAACCAGGGCUAUUUCAACUCCUGCACCAUGAAAAGCUGCUGCUUUGCGGGCGACAAGGACCAGUACAUCUUGUCUGGAUCAGAUGACUUUAAUCUGUACAUGUGGAAAAUCCCAAACGACCCUGAAGCAGGCGGGCCCGGUCGCGUGGUGAACGGAGCCUUCAUGGUUCUGAAGGGCCACCGCUCCAUUGUGAACCAGGUCCGCUUCAACCCUCACUCUUACAUGAUCUGCUCCUCCGGAGUCGAGAAAGUCAUCAAGGUGUGGAGUCCGUACCGGCAGCCCGACAGCGAGGGGGAUCUGGAGGGCCGGGUGGAGGACCGCUCCCGCAGCCUCUACAGCCAUGAGGAGUACAUCAGCCUGGUGCUCAACAGCGGCAGCGGCCUGUCCCACGACUACGUCAGUCAGUCCAUAGAGGAGGACCCACGCAUGAUGGCCUUCUUCGACUCGUUGGUGCGCCGGGAGAUCGAGGGCUGGAGCUCAGACUCCGACAGCGACCUCAGCGAGGAGGCCAUCAUGCAGCUCCACGCCCGCGGCCGCCGCUCCACGCGGGCCGCAUCAGCGGCUCCUGUCGUCGCGUCAGCUGCCGACCGCCGCACCGACUCCGACAACUCCUCGUCUUCCUCGUUGGCGGGACCCGAUGCCUCAGGCGGUGAGGACCGAGCCGCCGGGGAAGAUGGGGAGGAGUGUCCCAGGAGACAGAGGAGACGCCCACAACACCAGUCGGGCUUCUUGGCCAAUGAGGACUCAGACUCCAGUGAGUUUUGGCUUGACCCGAUGCCCCGUCCUCGCUCGCCAAGCCCCAGAGAGAACUCCACGCUCUCCAGCCCCAGCAACUCUCCGUCGCUCCCCGCCGAGGCCUCCAGCUCCUCCACGUCCACCUCCAGCUCCAGCAGCGACGACGAGGAGCGCCGCAGCGCCGUCCGACGCCAGAACGUGGUGAGGCGGCGGCGCAUGAACGUGGUCUCCAGGGCCGGAAACCGACCCGAGUCCAUUCAGGCUCUGUUUUCAGCCAUCGACUCGUACAGCUACCCGUCGAUCUCCGUCGACGACCUGUCGUCCUCCUCGUCAGAUGACGAGCCGAACUCCCUGGAGAUCAAACCCCGGGCUUCCGCUUCCAGAGAGGAGGAAAAGCGCCUGAGUCCGUCGGAGUUCGUGUGUCUGAGUCCGGUGAUGUCUCCGGAAAGCCAAGACAACAACGGGAGUGACAGGACUGAGCAGGGAGGGCGCUCCGUCGCGUCGCCUCGGUUACUGGAUGAACUCGGCAGCCCUAAUGGCGGAGAAGCCAACGACGUCUCGACUGUCGCGGACGGCGUCUCUCAAAGCCGACGUAGUCCGGGCGUGAACGGGCAACACAGACCCGUCUCGCCGUCCAAUCAGCGCGCGUCCUCGGAGUCCGAGGACGAGAUCGGAACGCUAGCCGAAGAACCCAGGCCGCAGAGGGAGAAGGGCCUGGCGCAGAGCGCUCUGAAGCGGACUCACGUCGGGUCGGAGGAGGCCGAGUUGGGCUUGUCGUCCUCCGAAAAGAAGCUAAAGACGUAACAAAAGCCUCUUCUCAUUUGUACCCAGAACAAAACUUAGGAAGUGGAUUUUUUUUCUUUGAGUUUCUACAACUUUUUUUUUUUUUCCAUUUCGGACUCCUAGUCAUGACUCGCAUGACCUCACAC
This is a messenger RNA of Poecilia latipinna (sailfin molly), 2621 nucleotides long. It is a transcript of the gene dcaf5, whose product is annotated as ddb1 and cul4 associated factor 5. Gene Ontology annotation, cellular component: Cul4-RING E3 ubiquitin ligase complex; cytoplasm. The transcript has 10 exons. Gene Ontology annotation, biological process: negative regulation of fatty acid biosynthetic process. NCBI's taxonomy places the organism in Eukaryota, Metazoa, Chordata, Actinopteri, Cyprinodontiformes, Poeciliidae. Bases 148 to 2496 code for a protein of 782 amino acids. The record is from RefSeq and is a predicted model, not a curated record. Gene Ontology annotation, molecular function: protein binding.